AUGAGCCUGACCAAUCCGCCCUCGGGGCCCGGUUCGGGCAGCGCCGGCGUUGUUGGCGGUAGCGUGCGAACGCAUCAGUCCCUGAAGCGUGGCGUGCAGGCCGCUUUUGACGAAGGUCUCGGCCGCUCGGGCGGCUACCAGCCCAAAGCCCGCGUCACGGAGCGCUAUCGCAUCGUCGGAUUCAUCAGCAGUGGUACGUAUGGCCGCGUGUACAAGGCCGUCAACCGCGCCAACAUUGUCACGAGCACGAAUGGCACGCCGGUGCCCAUGGGCCACGAGGUGGCCAUCAAAAAGUUCAAGCCCGACAAGGAGGGCGAGCAAAUUAGCUACACAGGCAUCUCCCAGAGCGCCAUUCGCGAAAUGAGCCUCUGCAGCGAGCUGAACCACGCCAACGUCAUCCGCCUCAUCGAGAUUAUCCUCGAAGACAAGUGCAUCUUCAUGGUCUUUGACUAUGCCGAGCACGACCUGCUCCAAAUCAUCCACCACCACACGCAACAGCCACGACAUCCGAUCCCACCCGCCACCGUCAAGAGCAUCAUGUUCCAGCUGCUCAACGGCUGCCACUACCUGCACACCAACUGGGUGCUGCACCGCGAUCUGAAACCCGCCAACAUCAUGGUCACCUCGUCGGGCGCCGUCAAGAUUGGCGACCUGGGCCUGGCGCGGCGCUUCGACAAACCCCUACACUCGCUCUUCAGCGGCGACAAGGUCGUCGUGACCAUCUGGUACCGCGCGCCGGAGCUCAUCCUCGGCUCGUACCACUACACGCCCGCCAUCGACAUGUGGGCCAUUGGCUGCAUCUUUGCCGAGCUCCUCUCGCUCCGUCCCAUCUUCAAGGGCGAGGAGGCCAAGAUGGACAGCAAGAAGACGGUCCCGUUCCAGCGCAACCAGAUGAUGAAGAUCAUGGAGAUCAUGGGCGCCCCCACAAAGGACAAGUGGCCGCUGCUCGCCACCAUGCCCGAGUACUCGCAGCUCAACGCCCUGCAGGCCAGCAUGGCCGCCCACCACGGCCGCCACUCGCACGGCGCGCCCCUCGCCUCCAACCUCGAAAAGUGGUACCACAACACAAUCUCCAACGCGCCCAGCAGCAACAACACCUCGUCAGGCACGUCCACCUCGCUCAGCUCCCUCGGCCAGGAGGGGUACAAGCUGCUCUCGGGGCUGCUCGAGUACGACCCCGUCAAGCGCCUCACCGCCGCGCAGGCCCUGCAGCUGCCGUUCUUCAGCACCGGCGACAAGGUCACCGCCAAUGCGUUUGAGGGCCUCAAGGUCGACUACCCGCACCGCCGCGUGAGCCAGGACGACAACGAUAUUCGCACGAGCAGCCUGCCGGGUACCAAGCGCAGCGGCCUCGGGGAUGAUUCGCUGCUGCGGCCGUCGAAGCGAGUUAAGGAGUGA
Akanthomyces muscarius is the source of this 1398-nucleotide messenger RNA. RefSeq lists its product as uncharacterized. The coding region runs from base 1 to 1398 and encodes 465 amino acids. Gene Ontology annotation, biological process: protein phosphorylation. The record is from RefSeq and is a predicted model, not a curated record. Gene Ontology annotation, molecular function: cyclin-dependent protein serine/threonine kinase activity; RNA polymerase II CTD heptapeptide repeat kinase activity; ATP binding. Lineage: Eukaryota; Fungi; Ascomycota; Sordariomycetes; Hypocreales; Cordycipitaceae. The transcript is spliced from 2 exons. Gene Ontology annotation, cellular component: mediator complex; nucleus.